Messenger RNA from Entrophospora candida, 525 nucleotides. NCBI's taxonomy places the organism in Eukaryota, Fungi, Glomeromycota, Glomeromycetes, Entrophosporales, Entrophosporaceae. The record is from the annotation of a GenBank genome assembly.
AUGCCCUUUGAUAAUAAAAAACCAUCACAAAAUUUGGUCGAAAUUGCAAAACAGGCCAAUAAUGUAAUUGGAUUCCUUGGUUCUCCUACUCUAAUCUAUAAUAAUGAACACAUUAAUGUGAUCAUUGAACACUAUAAUAUUUCAAAUCUGCCAAUGGAUUUACAAAAAUGGACUUUUGAAUUAAAUGCAUUUAUUUUAUCUAAAAUAAAAGCAAGUUAUGAAAAUUCAAACUUUGGUUGGAAUUCAAGAGAAAAACUUCAAGAAAUGCAUGAAACUGGUGCAAAUUAUCUGAUUGCCAGAAAUACACAAAAAAGAAUAAAUAAUGAUAGCAGUGUAUUUGGAAAAGAUUCAAAUAACAUAGAUAAUAAUGAUACACCUAUUGGAUUUUUGUUAUUCCAAUUUACUUGGGAAGAAACAAUGGCUGAUGAUAAACAAAUUGAAAUAGAUGAAAUAUCUCCUAGUAAAUGUUUAGAACCAGAAGAAGCCGAAAAAUAUGAUUAUGAUAUAUUAAGCAAAACAUUAUGA